This is a messenger RNA of Camelina sativa (false flax), 906 nucleotides long. RefSeq lists its product as uncharacterized. The record is from RefSeq and is a predicted model, not a curated record. Lineage: Eukaryota; Viridiplantae; Streptophyta; Magnoliopsida; Brassicales; Brassicaceae. Gene Ontology annotation, cellular component: small-subunit processome; Mpp10 complex. Gene Ontology annotation, biological process: rRNA processing; ribosomal small subunit biogenesis. Gene Ontology annotation, molecular function: rRNA binding; snoRNA binding.
CUGUGUGUUGAUUGGUCCUCUGCUAAUUUAGGGUUUUAGCAUUUUCUUUCUUUCUGCUCAUCAUCCCCAAAAGACCUCACCGCCGUUUGCUUGUUUAUUCAUCCUUCAUCUGAGCCUCGCGCCGCUUAAUCUGUCCCAGGUAAACUACUUGGAUUUUACUCGUGGAACAAUUAUUCCUAUUAGAUUGUAAUUAAGAAACCGUUCCAGAGAUGAGGAAGCUCAAGCGCCACGAGAAGACGCUUCUGAAGAAAGUUAAUUUCUUAGAAUGGAAAAGAGAGGGAGCGCAACGGGAUAACGAGAUAACGUAUCGAUACCAUAUGGGCUCUCGUGACGAUUACAAAAAAUAUUCAGGAUUGUGUAGGAUGGUGCAGAAACUGACGAAUAUAAUGAAACAAAUGGAUGCAGCUGAUCCUUUUCGGAUUCAGAUGACUGAUAUGCUUUUGGAGAAACUAUAUAACAUGGGUGUUAUACCGACUAGGAAGAGCUUGGCUUUAACUGAUCGGUUAUCAGUUUCAUCCUUCUGUAGGCGUAGGCUAUCGACUGUGCUGGUUCACCUGAAGUUUGCAGAGCACAACAAAGAAGCGGUGACAUACAUAGAGCAAGGACACAUUCGUGUAGGCCCAGAUACAAUUACUGAUCCUGCUUUCUUAGUAACUAGGAACAUGGAAGAUUUCAUCACCUGGGUUGAUUCAUCCAAGAUUAAACGAAAGGUGCUUCAGUACAAUGACAAAUUGGAUGACUACGACAUGAUUGCUUAACUUUGAGGAAAGGAGGUGAAAAACAAAAAAAGACUCCAAUGUUUUGUAGAAGCCAAGUAAGGUUCAGUGCUACUAUUUGCAGGGUUUGGAUUUUUGGUUUAUGUAUGUGGUGCUACAAUGCCCUUGUUUUUUUUUUUUUUUUGAACUA